UCACGAAGAUUCAAGUUGAUGGAUUCAUUUUCCAUUGAUUUUGUGCUGGGGUUCUUUGUUAAUAUUGAACACAUAAAAUUAUAGAUUAUUCAACAACCACAGUAAAAACUAAAUCUACAUUAUGUUACUAGUUGAAAAUUUUCAGGUCAAAUGGUUACGUCUAUUCAUCAAACUUCUUUUAAUUGCUUGAUAAUUGCUCCUAUAAGGAAACUCAUUAAUAUUAAUUAAUUAAUCUAUUAAACUAAAGCUAUUAUUUAGUACAAAUGUACAUAAUAGGUUCGUUUCUGCAACAAUCUCAAACUGUUUCAAACUAUCAUAUAUUCGACCACUUAAGUUGUCACUUACUUUCAGCGAAUAAUGUAAGAAUAUGGUCAGGAAUAUAUUGGUCAAAUGUAUCUGAUAGUUUCAAAUCAGUCCUCAACUGCUGCAGAAACAGACCUCUUUUAAAUUAUAUCGUACCUAAACGCACUGCUAAGCUUAAAGAACCCAUACUGCCAUCCUUUAGCUUGUGAAAUCAAUUCUGUUGCUGGAGAUAUCGAUUAAAUUACGUUGUUAUGGAAAUUGCAGUCACUCUGAAAGACAGAAUUUAUCUUGCAGCGAUUUAAAUCGUAAAAAGUGCAUAACAUAUUCUAAAACGAAUCAAAAUGGAUGAGGAAGAGGUGGAAAUUCCAGGUAGGACCAAAGUUGCCAUUUUAAUGUGACAUAGAAAAGGAAAGAUGGUGAUUCUAAAAUGCAUUUUAGUGCCAAUAAAUAAUGACCUGGAGAGAAGAAUCGCAGAUGCUUUUGAAGUGUUUGAUCACGCUGGAAAUAAAACUAUAGACGUUCGGGAGAUCGCUACUAUAAUUAGAGGUCUUGGAUGUUGUCCUUCCGAAGCUGAGGUCCAAGAGAUAAUAGUAGCUGUGGAAGACCCCCAGACACCUGGAAGUGUGCACUUGUCAAAAUUUCUACCUUAUGUGUCCCAAAUAAUUACAGAACAUAAAUAUCAGCCUGCAAGUCCAGAGCAACUUUUACAAGCUUUUCAAACACUGGAUCAGGAAGGACAUGGAUAUUUAACCAAGGAAUAUAUUUCUACUUUGAUGACUCAAGAUGGAGAACCAUUUACUCAAGACGAAUUGGAUGAAAUGCUGGAAAUUGCUAUUGAUCCGCACACCCAAACUGUGCCUUAUGAGUACUAUAUUAAUCAACUGAUGGUAAGAUACUUGACAAAAUUUGUUCCCGAUUCAUCAGCAAACUUUAUUACCAAAUACAAUUGUUUUGUUAAUGAGAGAGAUUCAGGUCUAGUUUCAUUUUUUAGAUUUCUUGAUCCAGUAUAUUCAACAACAAUAUUCUAUUCUUCUAUUUUGUAAAUAGUUAUUAUUCACAUCCGGCAAAUUGUAUCUAAAUCCAUAGGUACCUUUUAAAAUUUAUUAUGAUUUCCUUAAAGUAUAAUAUUUACAACAAAAAAUUCAGACUUCCUUACUUAAAAUAAUAUAAAAAAUAUAAUAAAAACAAAGGCAUAUUCACAUAGACAUCUAUGAAGUUUACCUAAUCCUACACUGAUGGAAGUUUGUGUAACGACUAGAAAUUGACCUUAAAAGACAAAUCGAUACAGGUUAUUUGGAAUUUUCCACGUCUUUAUUAAAAUAUUCAGUCCAACAAGAUUAAAUUACUGGAAUUAGAUACUUCUGUGUCUUUUGUACUGUUGUACCUAUUCAUUUAUGAGAUACAUUAUUUAAUAUUCUUCUUUUAAAAAAGUAAUUAUUGUAAUGUUAUUUAGAGUACACAGUUACUGAAGACUGUCACUUUUCAGUUUUACCUUGUUCUGUACAGGACCGUUUGGCAGUAAUAAUUAUUAAUUUAUUAAAGAACUUAAGAAAUAUUUUAUAGCAUGAACUUAAAGGAGAAGACAAUAUAUAUAAUUUAGCCGAUAGAAUAGAGUCUGAAAAGCCACCCCCACCCCCUCCGCCAAAGAGUAUGGCAGAUUAUUUGAAAGCAACUGAAGAAUUAAUGCAAAU
Anoplophora glabripennis (Asian longhorned beetle) is the source of this 1994-nucleotide messenger RNA. Its product is annotated as EF-hand calcium-binding domain-containing protein 2. The record is from RefSeq and is a predicted model, not a curated record. The coding region runs from base 717 to 1346 and encodes 209 amino acids. Gene Ontology annotation, molecular function: calcium ion binding. Lineage: Eukaryota; Metazoa; Arthropoda; Insecta; Coleoptera; Cerambycidae. The transcript is spliced from 2 exons.